This is a messenger RNA of Portunus trituberculatus (swimming crab), 1488 nucleotides long. RefSeq names its product vegetative cell wall protein gp1-like. Lineage: Eukaryota; Metazoa; Arthropoda; Malacostraca; Decapoda; Portunidae. The transcript is spliced from 3 exons. The coding region runs from base 1 to 1488 and encodes 495 amino acids. The record is from RefSeq and is a predicted model, not a curated record.
AUGAGUAUCCAAGGCCCUCCCCACGCCUGCAUCCCUGCCCUGCUGCCCCCACCACCUGUGCUCCCCGUGAGAAGGUUCCACGUCCCGCCCCACACACCCGGCCCCGCACUGCCCCCAGCCCACGCCCCAGCUCCCGCCAUCCCUCAAAGUGUCAAUACCCGCCCUAAGCCCGCCCUCCAGCCUCCGCCGCCUCCCGCCCCUGGCUUCCUGCCGCCCCCGCCCACACCCGCAGCCCCUGUUCGUCUUCACGGCCCGCCCAAAGUCCAUGUCCGCCCACACGCGCCGCCCAAAGCCCCUGUACUUCCAACCGCGCCGCCCGCAGCCCCUCUCCGCCCACAAGCCCCGCCCAGAUCGCCCACGCCCUUUGUGGCUCCAGCAGGUGAACGCCCAGUGUUUCCAGCAUCGCCCCGCCGCCCUGGUCGCUUGCCCCGACCCCCGCACGCCCGUCCCGUCCCCGCCCACGAGGACAAUGCCAUCCCACCGCGCCGCCACGACAUCCUCAGACCCCCUCCACCCCGCGCCCCAUUCCUGGGACUCUUCGCGCCGCCCCCCGUCAACAGGCGGCGCGGGGAGACGCACCCCGCCCAGGGCCCCGCCCGCUACCAGCUGAGCCUGGGCCCAGAACCCGCCCAGACCCGCCAGGUGGUGGUGCUCGGCCCCUUCCCCCGCCCUCCCCCAGGGGCACCCCCGAUCAGGCUGCCUGACCCAGCUCUGCUGCCCCCGCCUCUGCCCGGAGGCCCCGCCACCGUUACCACCACCACCACUACUGCCGCCACGCCCACACCCGCGUCUGAGGGCAAGAAGGUGGCCAAGCCGCCCGCCAUGCCCAAGAAGGCCGUGGGCAAAAAGAGUGGCGGCGCGGGCGUGGCGGGGCUGGUGAGUGGAGCGGUGAGCGGUCCCGUCAGCAGGCAGGACAAGGAGGCACUAGUGGCGGCGCGGCUCAAGUUCCCCCCAGGCGUGGGCGGCGUGGACAGGGCGGGCGGAGGUCGUCCCCUCAUCCCCGUGCCCGUGCCGCUGGUCAUGCCGCCUCCGCCGCCACGCCCACAGCUGGCGCGUAGGGUGCUGGCGCCCACCAGCACGCCCCCGCCCAACGCCCUCUGGUCUUUGCUGGGUCUCGGGUCACGCCCAAACCCGCCCCCGCCCCGCAACAAGGCUAAGCGUCCCCGCCCUGCCCUGCUGGCCCUGAGCCACAUCCCUGACGCGCCCCUAGACCUGGGGUCUUUCCGGCCGCCCGUGCUGGACGAGGCGUCGUACAGCGGGUGGGUGGCGGUGGGCGGCACGCAGCACCCGCCCAAGGAACCCGUGGUGUCCUACGUGCAGGAGAACACGCCCGAGGUGCCCACCCUCACGCCCACGCAGGAGAAGGUGGAGCGACGCAUGGGCGUGGCGGGCGGCGGGCGUGGGCUGGUCAAGUACACGUCCCGGCUUAACGUGGAGGCGCCGGACGUGGUGAAGAGUUACUGGAUGCAGGCGCCCUCACUCGCCUAG